Trichoplusia ni (cabbage looper) is the source of this 1172-nucleotide messenger RNA. Its product is annotated as circadian clock-controlled protein-like. NCBI's taxonomy places the organism in Eukaryota, Metazoa, Arthropoda, Insecta, Lepidoptera, Noctuidae. The transcript is spliced from 5 exons. The record is from RefSeq and is a predicted model, not a curated record. Bases 260 to 982 code for a protein of 240 amino acids.
UAAAUAAUAUUAUUAAUGCUCGUGCCACUAAAAAAUUAGGGACGAUGUCAAUGUACUGACAAUCUUUGUUAUUUAUUAUUAUCAAUUUAUAUCAAAGGCUUAACGUGGUUCCAUCAAACUAGUUUUUCUACACUGCUAUUCUAUAUAUAGAUAUGUUUAUUAUCCUAUAUAUGUAUGUGGAUCUUCGGUGGUUCAUAUAAAACGUGAAAUAUCUCCUAAGAAUACAGUCGUGUCUGAGAAAUAAAUUUUAUUUUUAAAAAUGAAUUCCAAAAUUGCAUUUUUAGUGUUUGCUUUGUGCGUAGCGUAUUCCGGUGCCGGUGUUGCUCCGUUCAUCAAAAAAUGCAAAUCCGAAGACUCGAAAUGCCUCAAGGAAGUGACGCAAGCCACGAUCCCGAUCUUCACAGCUGGUCUUCCUGAACUUGGAGUACAGAGGCUGGACCCUUUCUACAUGAAGACCUUGGACGCCAGCUCACCUGGACUCUCCCUGAAACUGUGGGACGUCAAUGGAACUGGGCUAAAGGAUUGCAUUGCCAAGAAAGUCCAGCGUGAUGUGAGCAAAUCAAAACUGAUCGUGAAACUCCAGUGCACUGUUGACUUCGUCGCAAAGUACGAGAUGAACGGCCGUCUUCUUGUCUUGCCUAUUGAAGGAAAGGGAGAUGCUCACGUUGUUCUGAGGAAGGUUGUGAUCACCGCUGAUGUUGACAUGGGAGACAAGAUUGGCAAAGAUGGUGAGAAACACUGGAAAGUAAAGAGCUUCAGACACACCUAUGACCUUAAGGAUGAGUCCACCAUUGAGUUGGAGAACCUGUUCAAUGGAAACGAAGUUCUUGGCCGUGCUGCCCGCGAUCUGAUCAAGUCAAGCAGCAACGAAAUCGUCAAGGAAGUCGGACCCCCCAUCGUCAAAGCCAUCGUCUCCAAAAUCGUCGACACCGUUGAUCACUUCUUCCAAAAUGUUCCUGCUAGCGAAUUGUCUCUUGACUAAAAAAAUAGAUAAUAAUUUGCAAUAUUUGUGAUAAAAUAUUAUGAAACAAGUCUGUUCAUUUGAUUAGUAUAAUUUAUUGUCUCUGCGACUAUUUGAACAAAGAAUAUUUUGUGGUUGUACGAGCAAGGUAAUUGAAUAUAUUAUCUUUGUAAACGAAUACACUUCCUAAAAUAUAUUUUACUUCCUAAUA